AUGGGUUCUUUCCGUUCUCUUCUCAGUUAUACUGCCCUUUUGAUCGGGCUUAUUUCAUUUGCUGCUGAUUCGAUCAACUAUGUAUUCACUUCUAAAUACAUCCAGGUUUUCUUCGAUGAAUAUCAUCUACCUCCAUCAUAUCUCAAAGUUGUUCAAAUACUGUUUCUGGUAUGGAAUGCUGUCAACGAUCCCAUGAUGGGAUACAUGCAGGAUUUGGGAUGUUGUGGAAUGAAAUGGAUAAUGGAUCGACGAAAAGUUGUUCUGUAUGCUGGUCCAGUGUUUGCUGCUUCGUUCCUUCUUUUCUGGUUUCCAUGGUCAACGUCAGUUGGCUGGUUGACUGCUCUUCAUCUUCUCGUAUCUCUCUUCAUCUAUGACACUCUCUUGACUCUUGUUCUCUCUGCAUACUGUGGAUUAUGCGUCGAAAACUCCCGAAAUCAUCAGGAUCGAGUACGAGUCAUUGUCUACGGAGAGAUUUUCACAAUUGUCGCUGGUAUUCUGAUCUAUCCAUUGGAAACAAUGCCACAUACGAAUGAACAUUAUUGGCUGUUCCAGACAUGUUGUGUAGUUGUUGCAUGUGUUUCUGCAGCUUUGAUGGCCUAUUCUGGAUAUAAUCUGAAAGUUGAGAGACCUGUGAAUGAGGAUCAUCAAUUGGAGAAGUUCCAAGAAGGAGAAGUAGUCGUGGAAAAGAAGGCAGACACGUGGAAAAACGCGUUGCAAGUUUCUUGGCAAGUAGCCAAAGAACCUAGAUUCAUCUGCCUUGUCGGUGCCCAGUUCUUCCGAAUUCUUCGGUUUAUGGCUAAUGAGAAUUUCUUGAUUGUGUUCACAGAAAGUCUUCUGGUGAACAAUGGAUUCUUCGAAAAGAAUUCAGGAACACUUGGUCUCUUCUACAUUCUCGCAAGAUCUUGUGGAAGUAUUUUAUUCCUGAUUCUCUGGAUGCCAACCAAUCGUUUCGGAACUCAAGCAGUCAUCCAAUCCCUGAAUAUUCUCUCCAUUUUCAACGUUCUCUUUGUCCUGUGGGUCGGAAUGGAUAACAUCACAGCAGUGGCUGUUUUCAUUAUUCUAGAGAAUGCGAUUUCUCGUUGUGGAUGGCAAGGAUUUUAUAUUGUUGUUGCUGGAGAAGUAGUCGAUACGGAUAUGAAAACGAACAAUAGAAAAACACCUUUCUCCACAAUCAUCUUCACUUUAAAAGCUCUUUUCAACAAACCAGCCGACCAACUUGCUCCAGUUCUCGUUCUUUCUCUCUUCUUGGAACAAGGCGGGUACCCACAAUUAACUGUGCCGUGUCAGCAUUUCUACGAGGAUAACUUCUCGAAUUCUACUCUAUUCAACUCUACUUCUAUCGAAACUUCUACUUUCUCAGGAUAUCCAACUACUCAACAAUGCACUAACUACAACCAAUGGAUGUUCUUGGCUCUCGCCAUUUUCCCAGCAAUUUGUGCCAUCGGAGAAUCAAUUUUUGUCGCUUUUGAUCAAUAUUGGAGACGACAUAUAAAAGGAAAAACUGGACAUUUGGGUGACGAUUAA
Molecule: messenger RNA, 1524 nt
Organism: Caenorhabditis remanei
Lineage: Eukaryota; Metazoa; Nematoda; Chromadorea; Rhabditida; Rhabditidae
Exons: 8
Coding region: 1-1524 (507 amino acids)
Source: RefSeq, a predicted model, not a curated record